AUUGACUAAAGAGAGGGGCAACCCCGCAAAACCUUGUCGCGCGCCGGGAGGAAGAUGCGCCGGUGCGGCGUAGAUAGGGCGUAGGGUGCAGGGUUGGAGGGGUCUCGAGGAUGAAAUAAACAGACGCAGCUGCUCAAUUAUACUAAUACUACUUUCAUCGAUAUCAAUCAUAUUUACUAAUCAUAUUACAAUGCCAGCGACAGUCAAUGGAGUGCACUCGGAGGAGGUUCACCGGACGAUCAAGCUUCUGAUCAAGAACCUCGUCGAGAUCAAGGACACGACUGGCGAGUUCCUGCUCACUCUGCCGGACGGCCGCGUUAUCGACACAAAGGGCUGGCAGGACUGGGAGUGGACACACGGGAUCGGUCUGUAUGGCAUGUGGCAUUACUACACUCUUACUGCGGACAGCGACGUGCUUGCGACUAUCACCGACUGGUUCACUCGCCGGUUCGCGGAAGGCACGACGACAAAGAACGUCAACACGUUCGCGCCGUUUCUCACCCUUGCGUACAUGUACGAGACCCCGGCGACAUCCAACCCGACAUACCUCGGCUACCUCGACGCGUGGGCGGAAUGGGCAAUGUACGAUCUCGAGCGGACACCGUACGGAGGCAUCCAGCACGUCACCUAUCUGACGACGAACCACAAUCAGCUCUGGGACGACACUCUGAUGAUGUCGGUGAUGCCGCUGGCCAAGAUCGGCCUCGUGCUGAACCGUCCCGAGUACGUGAACGAGGCCAAGCGGCAGUUCCUUACGCACAUCAAGUAUCUCUUUGACCGCUCCUCUGGUCUGUUCUUCCACGGCUGGACCUUCGACGACGGCGGACACAACUUUGCCAAUGCGCGGUGGGCACGCGGCAACUCGUGGAUCACGAUCGUGAUUCCCGAGUUCAUCGAGCUCGUCGACUUGGCUGAGGGUGACUUCCUACGCACAUAUCUGAUUGAGACACUCGAGGCGCAGGUGGCAGCACUUGCGCAGACCCAGGACAGCGAGACCGGUCUGUGGCACACGCUGCUCGACGAUCCCACUGCCUAUCUCGAAGCCAGCGCCACGGCCGGGUUUGCGUACGGUAUUCUUAAAGCAAUCCGCAAACGCUACAUCUCAAACAAGUACCUGCCGGUCGCGCACAAGGCAAUUGCGGGAGUGCUCGCAAACGUCAGCUCCGACGGCGAGCUGCUGCAGACCUCUUUUGGCACGGGAAUGGGCGACAGUCUACAGUUUUAUAAGGAUAUCAAGCUGACCUCGAUGCCGUAUGGUCAGGCGAUGGCGAUGAUGGCUUUGACUGAGUAUUUGCGGGUGUAUAUUUAGUGUGUAGCAUAGAAUAGCAUGAAUUCACCCCCACGUCUUCUGAACAGUGAACAUAAU
This is a messenger RNA of Myxozyma melibiosi, 1366 nucleotides long. Its product is annotated as Six-hairpin glycosidase-like protein. The transcript has a single exon. NCBI's taxonomy places the organism in Eukaryota, Fungi, Ascomycota, Lipomycetes, Lipomycetales, Lipomycetaceae. Gene Ontology annotation, biological process: carbohydrate metabolic process. The record is from RefSeq and is a predicted model, not a curated record. Bases 191 to 1309 code for a protein of 372 amino acids.